Messenger RNA from Labrus bergylta (ballan wrasse), 3466 nucleotides. The record is from RefSeq and is a predicted model, not a curated record. NCBI's taxonomy places the organism in Eukaryota, Metazoa, Chordata, Actinopteri, Labriformes, Labridae.
GGCGACUUCUGUUGCUUAGUCUGCAGCUCAGAGCCGAACAGACACACUAGAGUCAGCAAACACCACGGAGGAAACGCAACUGAGUUCUUUAUAGAGACAUGGCAGGAGGGAAAAUGCGCUCCACUCGCAGACUGCGCUCCUGGAUCGUCGAGCAGGUCAGCAGUGGAAAAUACCCAGGGCUGGUGUGGGAUGACGACGCCAAAACCAUGUUUCGCAUCCCUUGGAAACACGCCGGGAAACAGGACUUCCGUAAAGACGAGGAUGCCGCCAUCUUUAAGGCGUGGGCGGAGUUUAAAGGUAAGCUGGCCGAAGGGGGGAAAGACAACCCGGCGUUCUGGAAGACCCGCCUCCGCUGCGCCCUCAACAAGAGUCCAGAGUUUGAGGAGGUCGGGGAGCGAGCUCAGCUGGACAUCUCAGAGCCGUACAAGGUUUACCGCCUGGUCCCCCUCAGCGAGCAGGGUGUGGUGGUUCCUGAAAAGAAAUGCAAAGUUAAAGUUAAAGCCAGCAAGAGGCCGAAGAGGAGGAGUAGGAGGAGGAGGAGCAGCAGCAGCAGCAGCAGCAGUGAAUCUGACAGCGAUGACGGCGGACAGAUCAAGCAGAUAAAGACGGAGGAGGUCACCUCACAGCUGUGUGUUGACGAGUCUCUGCUGCACGGCGACAUCUGCAUCCUGACAGACGAACCCACCCAGCACACGACCAUAACCAUACAGAGAAACAUGGAUGAAGAGAUCACGUUAGAUGUGAGGAUCGAGGAGAGCGUCUCCGCUCCAACAGGAGUCCAGGACUCCUUCAGAGUGCAGGUUUAUUAUUUAGGACAGGAGGUGCUCCAACAUCAGAUCCAGGGCUCUGAUGCCAGGAUUAUGUACCUGCCCUCCUCUCCUGCCCCCCCGACACCGGCCAUCAUGAAAAGCAGGUUUCCACGCAUCCCUCUGCCGGAGCCUCCUCAAUCACUGCAGGCCCGCCCGGAGCUGCAGGCCCUGUUCACCCUGCUACCCUUUAUGGAGAAAGGGGUGCUGCUGACCUCCACGCCGCAGGGGGUGUACGGGAAACGCUUCUGUCAGGGGCGGGUCUUCUGGACGGGGCCGCACACGACCAUGACGGGGCUGCACAAGAUGGAAAGAAACAUGUCGCCGGUUCUGCUCUUCAGUAAAGACGUGUUCAAGCAGCAACUGGACAACUUUCGUUUAAACAGCGGCGAGCCUCCUCAGUGCGGUGUCACUCUUUGUUUUGGAGAAGAGCUGAACAACACUGAAGACCCGUCCACAAAACUCAUCAUUGUUCAGAUCUCGUUCCCGUGGGCCGAGCAGCAGGUCCAGAACGCUCAGUCCAUCUUUGACUCCAUCAGCAUCCUCCAGUCUCUGGCCAAUCAGUCUCCAGUGGGUGAAGUAACUCUGAACCUCGUUCCUCUACCCUCGCCGACACCCGAGACCAUCGCCUGCGGGUCUGUCUGAGCACUUUGUCCACCGCGAGAGGGGUUUUUGUUUUGUUUUUUCAAAUAAGAGACUUUUCCACACCACUUUGAAAGCCAAAUGUACAAAAAUAGUUUGUAAAGGGCUGACAGUGGAUAAAUUAAACAUGGUCUAAAAGUAGGAAACAUGAACAAAGAGCGCUGAAAUCAGAGCGGCAGAUAUCACGGACGUCGAGUUAAAGCCUCUAGUUAACUCAUUCGUGUUCAUAUGGCUCAGUCCUAACAGAUAGUUUGUAAUGUAACCAAACAGCAAACCGAAGUAGUUGCCAAACACACUUCUUGGGUUUGACUUUAGCAAUUUUGAAAUGAUUCAUCGUUCUGAAAACACUAAAAUUUAAAUCGACACUGAAUGUCAUCUCUAGAGCUGCCACCAUUUGUCAGUUGACAAUUUCAGCAAAUGUUUUGAUACUUGAUUCUGUAAUUUCUUACAGAAAAUGCACAAAAACUUUUCAAUACCACGAUACAAUCUCCGUUAUUAAUAAUCCAUUAAUGAUCCACGGCGCAAAGUACCAAAGAUUUGACAAAAAAACUACACAUCUUCUGUUGUAUAUUUGAGCGAGAGAGAUGUUGCCAACAUAUUUGUGCAAUUUAGAGACUGUGCAGGAGUCUGCCUCCUUUUAUUUGGGUGGUUAAAUACAGGAAAUGAUCAGUUAUUUUAGGUGAUAGGAUUUGUGUUUUUGUUGCUGUAGUAUUGAAAUAGGUAUCUAUGUCAGUUGAUUUCUACUAAAAAUCAUGUAAGUUUAAAAGUCUGGUGUUGUGCCAACCCUAUCGCCACCACCUCUCCAGUUCAAGCUUCUCAAAUGAGAUGAUCUGUUAUAUUUCCUCAGUCGAGAAAAACAAGGGAAAGAAUGAACUUUUUUAUUUUGUGGUUCUCUGAUUGGAUUUAGAAACUAAUCGGUAGAAGCAGCUCAGGUUUCUGGAUGUUCUGAAAUCAUGGCUACAUGUCUGCUUUCUAUUAGAGCCAGUGCUUCCCAACCUGUGGGUCGAGACCCCCGAUAAAAGGUCACAAGUUUUCUUCAGUGGUGGGCAGGAGAGCUGUCCAAUACGUACUUGUUAUAAAAUCCCCUCUUCGCCUCUGUGACUUGCUGGAUAAUUUUAGAGGUUUUAUUCCUUUUAAAGUGAAUAUCACUAAAACAAAGAGAAAUGGUUGAGCUGGUUUCAAUCCUUACAUCUGUGAUCAGAAACAAGUCACAUCGGUUUGUCUUAAAAGAAAACAAGAGUAAAAGGUUGAGAACCAUAGCUUCUUGCACUGAUUAAUGUGUUUCUGAUUUACUCUGGUGCAUGUUGUCCUGUUGAAUAAUCAAUAUCGAUACAAGGAUCCUAAAACCCUAAAUAGAGCUUUGAGUAGCUGUAGUUAGCAGUUAUUUUUCACGUUUUUCUACAUGUCAAACCUGUUAAUCUACUCAUCCAACUCUAAAGUAGUCAGAGAUAGUAGUUUUGUCUUUGUUAAACUCGUACAAUAUGCAUUUAAAAAUGUGUGAACACUCGUGUUUAGAUUCUAUGCAACAGUAGUUUAUCCACUUUAAGUCAUUCUUCUGCAUCUUAGGAUUCGUCUUGUGACCCGAAUACCGAUUUAUAAAUGUUUUACUUUUAAGCCAUGUUAGAUGUGUAAGGAGCAAACAGAAGUACGAACAUCUCAUUUCAAUACUGAAGUCCUGCAGUUAAAAUGAUCUGUUGAUGUUUUAAAUAUUUGUUUCUGUUGAGGUUGUCAGAGGAGUAUACACAAUUUUAAUUUUCAGCAAAAACCUCUCUAUUGGAUUUUUGUUCCUUGUGUCUUUUUCAGAAGUUGAUUUGAAUCUUUUAAAAUUUUCUCAUUAAAUCACUUUUGUGAUUUUUUGUUUUCAUUGAACAACCUGUUUUAACACAAGGUGAUAGUCCUUACUGCAGAAGUCGUGGAUUAUCGGCACUUUGCUGCAUGUCAUUAACUUGUAAAAAAAAAAAAAAAAAAAAAAACAGGUUUUACUUUCCGAUGCUCACAGGAGGAGCUCUAGUUGAUAA